CCACUGUGCCACGCACGCCUGCCUGCACGCAGCUGCCCGUCAUUCCUCGUCUCGUUUCAAGAGCGAGCGUCUAACCUAAACUGAAACCACCGCGCCCCCACAAGCAAGCCCGAAGCUUUCUCCCGGGGACCCCGGUAGACAACCCUCGCCGUGCCGGCGUCGUAGGCGGCGGAGGCACCGGCGGACGAGCAUCGCGGGGACGGUCGUCGGCUUGAUUCCGGGCGUCGCUCAGAACUUGUCAUGGUGCUUUUGCACGCGCGUGCCACGGCCGAACCGCACUCGGCUGCCCGCCACGGAUUACUGGCACGGGGAGCACGAGCCGGAGAGAUGUGGGUCUCGCGCACCCUGGCGAAGGGACCGGCGGGCGUCGACAUGGAGGGCGCCCUGACGGCGCGGGACCGCGUCGGCGUGCAGGACGCCGUGCUGCUGGAGAACCACACCAGCGAGGCCGCCUUCCUGGAGAACCUGCGCAAGCGCUUCCGCGAGAACCUCAUUUACACGUACAUCGGCUCGGUGCUGGUGUCGGUGAACCCCUACCGCGACCUGGAGAUUUACAGCAAGCAGCAGAUGGAGCGCUACAAAGGGGUCAACUUCUACGAGGUGCCCCCCCACAUCUACGCGAUCUCCGACAACGCGUUCCGCUCGAUGCGCUCGGAGCGACGGGACCAGUGCAUCCUGAUCUCGGGCGAGAGCGGCUCGGGAAAAACGGAGGCGUCCAAGAAGAUUCUGCAGUACCUGGCCAUCACGAGCCCGAGCAGCGACCGCGUGCACAUCGUGCGCGACCGCCUGCUGCAGUCCAACCCCGUGCUGGAGGCGUUUGGAAACGCCAAGACCCUUCGCAAUGACAACUCGAGCCGAUUUGGAAAAUACAUGGACAUCCAGUUUGACUACAAGGGAGCUCCGGUCGGUGGACACAUUCUGAACUAUUUGCUGGAGAAGUCGCGUGUGGUUCACCAGAAUCACGGCGAGCGCAACUUCCACAUCUUCUACCAGCUGCUGGAGGGCGGCGAGGACGAGGUGCUGCGGCACAUGGGCCUGGAUCGCAACCCGCAGAACUACAAGUAUCUCAUCAAGGGCCAGUGUUCCCGCGUGAGCUCCAUCAACGACAAGAACGAGUGGAAGAUUGUGCGCAACGCCCUCCGCGUCAUCAGCUUCAGCGACGAAGAUGUGGAGGCCCUGCUGGGGGUGGUGGCUAGCGUCCUGCACCUGGGGAAUGUGCAGUACACGGAGGACGACCAAGGCCACGCCAAGAUCGCCGGAGAUGCCCAGAUCCGAUAUCUGGCUCGGCUGCUCGCGGUGUCGGUGACGCAGCUGCAGGAGUCGCUGACGCACAAGAAGAUCAUCGCCAAGGGCGAGGAGCUGGUGAGCCCCUUGAGCGUGGAUCAGGCGGCCUACGCCCGCGACGCGCUCGCCAAGGCGGUGUACGAACGCACCUUCUCCUGGCUCGUCAAUCGGAUCAAUGAGUCGCUGGCUAACGAGGAUACGCAGCAGAAGUCUGUGAUUGGGCUCCUGGACAUCUACGGUUUCGAGGUCUUCCAGCAGAACAGCUUCGAGCAGUUCUGCAUCAACUACUGCAACGAGAAGCUGCAGCAGCUGUUCAUCGAGCUCACCCUCAAGUCGGAGCAGGAGGAGUACGAGUCGGAGGGAAUCGAGUGGGAGCCAGUGCAGUACUUCAACAACAAGAUCAUUUGUGACCUUGUGGAGGAGAAGUUCAAGGGCAUCAUCUCCAUCCUGGAUGAGGAGUGCCUGAGGCCCGGCGAUGCCACAGAUCUGACUUUCCUGGAGAAGCUGGAGAAGACGGUGGGAGAACACCCGCACUUCCUCACGCACAAGCUGGCGGACCAAAAGACGCGCAAGACGAUGGCGCGGGAGGAAUUCCGCCUCCAGCAUUACGCUGGGGAGGUCAACUACAACGUGACAGGGUUUCUGGACAAGAACAAUGAUCUGUUGUUCCGGAACCUGAAAGAGGCCAUGGCUGGAGCAGAGAACGCCAUCCUGAAGCAGUGCUUCCAGCGCAGCGAGCUGGUCGACAAGAAGCGCCCAGAAACGGCGGCCACGCAGUUCAAGGGCAGCCUGGCACAGCUGAUGGAGAUCCUCAUGUCCAAGGAGCCGUCCUACGUGCGCUGCAUCAAACCCAACGACGCCAAGCAGCCCAGCAAAUUCGACGACGUGCUGAUCCGCCACCAGGUGAAGUACCUGGGCCUCAUGGAGAACCUGCGUGUGCGCAGGGCUGGCUUUGCCUACCGCCGCAAAUACGACGCCUUCCUCAACAGGUACAAGUCUUUGUGCCCAGAGACGUGGCCCACGUGGCGCGGGCCGGAGGUUGAGGGCGUUAAGCGCCUGGUGAAGCACCUCAACUACCGGCCGGAGGAGUUCAAGAUGGGCCGGUCCAAAAUAUUCAUCCGGUUCCCAAAAACCCUGUUUGCGACGGAGGAUGCGUUUGAAAAGCGAAAGCACGGCAUAGUGACCACUGUGCAGGCUGCGUACCGUGGACACUACCAGCGCAAGAAGUUCCUGAAGAUGCGGACUGCAUCUAUUGCGGUGCAGGCGUGGUGGCGCGGUCUCCUGGCGCGCAGGCACGCGGCACGCCGACGCUGGGCCGUGCUGGUCGUGCGCAAGUUCGUCAGCGGCUUCUCCCACCGCCACAAGCCGCGGUGCCCCGAGAACGCCGACUUCCUCGACUUUGUCCGCGUCUCCUUCCUGCAGCGCCUGCGCUCCCAGCUGCCGCACAGCGUCCUCGACAAGGCCUGGCCGGUGCCGCCCCCUGCGCUCACCGAGGCCUCGGAUCAGCUGAGGACACUGUGCAUGCAGAACAUGGUGCGGAGCUACUGCAAGAAGAUCAGCCCCGAGCGCAAGCGACAGCUGGAGCAGAAGGAGUUGGCCAGCCGGCUCUUCAAGGGACGCAAGGACAACUACCCGCAGAGCGUGCCCAAGCCGUUUGCAGACACCCGACUGAAUAACAGUGACAUCAACCCUAAAGUCCUGCAAGCAAUCGGCAACAGCAAAGUCAAGUACGGCGUGCCGGUGACCAAGUACGACCGGCACGGCUACAAGCCGCGCGUGCGUCAGCUGUUGCUGUCGGACCAGGUCGUCUACGUGGCGGAGGAGGGAAAGCUGAAGCAGAGCAUCGACUACAGCCAGCUGGCCGGCAUCUCGGUGAGCUCGCUGAGCGACGGUCUCUUUGUUCUCCACGUGCCUUGUGAAGACAACAAGCAGAAGGCAGGCGUGGUGCUGCAGAGUGACUACAUAAUCGAGACUCUCACCAAACUCGCCAUGAUCGCGAAGAAAUCGGACAACAUCAACAUCACCCAGGGCAGCAUCAAGUUCAGCUCUGGGCCGGGCAAGGAGGGAACCAUUGAGUUCUCGUCGGGCUCGGAGCUCAUCGUGGGCAAGGCAAAGAAUGGCCACCUCUCCGUGGUCGCUCCGCGUCUCAACUCGAGAUGAUGUGGCUGCUGCAUCCCUCGCGGUGGGAGGAGGGGUGGGGUGGGGGGUGGGGGUGGUGGGAGGGAGACCGCAAGUGGGGGGGUGGGGGGGGAGCACCGUUCCUCGCACAGUGGAAGAAGACCCACUUCUCCCGGCAUCUUAAGGCUAACCGUGGACCAGCCAUGAGCUCACCGACCGCUGCGCAUUUAUUAUCGAUAGUUCACUUAUCUCGUUGUGUGCGUGUGUGAUUUUUUUUGUAAUUCUUUUUGUUGCAUACUUCCUCGAGUAUAAUUGUUCAUGUGUGUGAGAUUGCAUCUUCACGAUCCAUAGCUCGACAGGGGAACCCAUGGGCCACUCACAAAAGUGGGGCACUGUCCUUUUUUUUAUAGAUACGCACCCCAUGUGUUUUUUGGAGAGCAGUAAUGCAAUCUGUUGAGGCGGACUGACACUAAUGCCAAAAGGAUGUGUACGAGUGGCUUAAAAAUAUGUUGUCGAAGAUUGUGAUUUGUGAAACGGUGCGUCGGGCGGGAGGGGCGGGGAGGGCCUUCGGCGUCGGGUCUUGAGACUUCUUUCUUUCGCAACACGAAAACUAAAUAUAUUUCUGAGGAAUCCUAAACGAUGACUUUGUGAGGCAGCUUGAGAUUAGAUGAGCUUGCUUUGCUUCCCUUCGACAAAUCAUGCUGGGAGUGACCUAAAGCCAUUAAGAUUCCAUAAAAAAACCGGCACGUUUCUUUCGGCCUAGUGAUAUAGGCUCCACGUCCGCAAGCUUUAACGUCGGCGCUCACUCUGCACUCGUCCUUAAUGCCGAGGAAUUAAUCAAAAGUUGCUGCAAAGGUCGUACGGGAGAGGUUCCUCAUCUCUUUCUACGCCGGUGGUGGUGGUGGUGGUGGUUUUGGAAAGAGGCUGCUCUGUUUCUGUAAUCUGCACCGAUGCCAAAAUAUAAUGCCGGAUCAAUGCAUAGUGAUAAAGCACGUGGCAUAUGGCUCCUGUUAAACUAUGUUUCCCUUUUUGUCACACUUAAUUUCCUUGUACAUUUUGUCCGAUUCAUAGGUUUUGUAAACGUGAGGAAAGCGUUGGCACGGAGUAGUUCGGUUGCCUGCCAUGGCCGACACCGAUGGCGAGCGAUAUCUGAACUGGUCCAGGGCUUCCCUCUUGAACCAACUGCCACUAACCAUUGCGGGGAAGUACGGUCAAAAGCCGUGACAGACACAGCAAGAGGGGGGGGGGGGGUGGAGCCAUUUGAUUGGCCUGAAAAUUAUAAUUGUGUUAUCUGUAAACACAUUUCCUCUAAAUAUCUUUCUCAUCCAUUCUGUGUGCUUCACUUUUGUCUGUAAAAAUGUCUCUUCUCCAGAGCAACAUAUAGUGCCAGCCCAUACCCAUCUAACACAGGCUACCAUCUGCCAUACAAUCAGGGGAAUGUGUGAGAUACGCGCCAUCCGACGACGCCAAUGAGAUCAUCAUUUCGUGACCGUGAUCUCACACGGUUUGGAAGAUCGCGUGAUAAGUGGACGUCAUUUCAUUCCGCGCACACAAAUCGCAUUAAAUCCGUUGACGUUAUGUUUUUCAGAUGUGGAAUCCAACCGAUAAUAAUAGCACACACUUCAUUGUCUCUGUAUUCGCCGGCGAUGAUCACCGUAAUGUGACGCGAUUCUCUUACCGUGCGCGCGCGUGGCAUCGGUUGGCGCCAGCGUCACGGUUACCGGCGCCGCGUGCCACGGCAGUUUUGCUCGUCGCCUGCGGUGUGAAGCCAAACUGCCAAAAAAAAACAUAAACAAGCCACGAAAAUUUGAAGAGAGCCAUACUGGGAGCACUUAUCCAAGGAGAGGCGACGUCUCUUUGAAAAAAAAAAAAGCCCCGAAGAAAAUGAGGUUAUAAUGGGGCGAAAAAAAAAUGUUUGUGCAAUUUGGGGAAAAUUGUAAUUCUCUUUAUUGUGCUGCUUUGCCUUUCAAUCAAACUGCAUUUAUUCCUUAAAACAUGUUGCUAUGAUAUUAUCGAUGUAUGUACGUCAGGCUAAUGAAACUCAAUUUCGCUGCGUCAUUGGCACACGUGUGCGUGUGUGUGUUGUCUUGAGAGUUCAAAACCAAUGUCGAGGGGGAAGUUGGAUUCACCUGGCCCCUGGUGACGGCUCUCCUGCCGUCCCAUCAGCCACCUGUGGGUUGCCCUGCCACUUUACCGGCGAGCUCCUCCAGAGAGAAAAACUCCCGUUGAAUGGACGCAAACUUUCUUGACUCUUUCCGUUAGGUUCGCAGUUCAGUCCAAGCGUCUCCCUGUUCCAACAAGCGUUGGGCAGUGCCUUCCCCCCACCUCCCUCCUCUGCUGGCAGCCCUGAAUUUGUUGAACAAACCAGACUGCUGGUAAAGAGACCCCAGGAGAUGGAAAUCUUUCCAGAGUUUGCUUGCUUAAACAGUAAUGAUGCUGGAUAACGUUGGUCUUGGAGAGCUACCGAAUGGGGCUGAUGGAACAGAUCAGACUUUCUGCUUGUAUGUGCGAACAUUUCCACAUUCUCCAUUCCUGUGGUGGGGGAGGAGGGUGGGGCCCAGUCGAUAUACCACGACCACUGUUGACCUAGAAACUUUCGCAACCAUUUACUGACCACGGCGAGACGAUGGGUGGGAAUUUAUGAACCCCCCUCCCCCCACCACCCCCUGCACUGCAGUUUGAACUCCCACCGUUCUGACCGUGACGCGAGCGAUUUUUUUUUUUGUGUUUGAUGACCACAGCGCCCGCUGGCCGCGUUCUGUUGGAUCGUCGGUGCCCGUCGCUGCGUCGCCGCGAGCGAGUCGCUUCGUGGGCGGUCAGCGGUGACGUUCCCGUGGCCCGGCCGAUUUUGUCGUCCUCCCGUUGACGCUUCCGACUGCGCUACGCGGACCGCGGGCUGAUUUCCGUCUCUUGACUUCUGAUUGUUGUAAAGUAAGAAAAAAAAAUUACCGGUCUCUUCGUCGCUUAACAAGGGGGGGGUGGGGGAAGGGGUGGGCUUGGGGGAACGUUGGUUGGCAAAGUCUUCGAUGAGUUUUUUUUGGGCCGUUUGCUCAAGUUGGGAACCUGUUCCCCACCCACGUGUCACCGGACGUCUGGCGGACUGGCGAAAGAGCGUUCAUUGCAACAACGUGAUUGUCACAUUUAUUAAAUGCAAGUUUGAAAAACCGAA
Messenger RNA from Lethenteron reissneri (Far Eastern brook lamprey), 6571 nucleotides. RefSeq names its product myosin IC (gene MYO1C). Gene Ontology annotation, cellular component: microvillus; myosin complex; plasma membrane. Gene Ontology annotation, biological process: actin filament-based movement; endocytosis; actin filament organization. NCBI's taxonomy places the organism in Eukaryota, Metazoa, Chordata, Hyperoartia, Petromyzontiformes, Petromyzontidae. The record is from RefSeq and is a predicted model, not a curated record. Gene Ontology annotation, molecular function: ATP binding; microfilament motor activity; actin filament binding.